Messenger RNA from Alosa sapidissima (American shad), 3838 nucleotides. RefSeq names its product leucine-rich repeat-containing protein 49. NCBI's taxonomy places the organism in Eukaryota, Metazoa, Chordata, Actinopteri, Clupeiformes, Clupeidae. The record is from RefSeq and is a predicted model, not a curated record. The transcript has 19 exons. Gene Ontology annotation, molecular function: protein binding. The coding region runs from base 409 to 2934 and encodes 841 amino acids.
CUGAACCAUUACUAGUUUUUGCUGCCCAAUCACUUGUUUUUACAAAAGAAUAAAGAAAGAAUAAUCUGUUCAAAGACAGGGUUUCCGCUAGGUUUCCGCAGCUUUCUGCUUGGACCCCUAAAAAAAGACCGGAUAUUGGCGUUACCAGUGGAACGUGUUGUCGUUGCUAAGGAAGUGUGGCACGCUUGUUCUGUCCAACGAGGAUCGGCAUCCCUCUCAACUUCCAGCUUUUUUCAAAGUCUACCACUGCGCUUUAGUCGUUGUAAUAUUCUCUUCUGGGCGUAGAUUAAAAAAACAGAAACGUGACGCGAAGGAAGUGAUACUAAGUAAACUAAAGUAAGACUAAUUCACAUCUGUGCUGGUAUAACUGGAUUCGUGACUAGUGUCGCUGGUCAUCAUUCGGUCAGCAUGCGCUCACACAAACAUCACAGCAACAACGGAGGACCGUUCUUCAUGCCCACAGUCAAUAGCUAUAAAUUGCACCUUGCUGCAGUGAAAUCUCUGAUACCUGACAGAGAUGUUCAAAAAACAUUUGACUUACAAGCAUGCCAUGAACUAACCAAAAAUAUUUGCAUGGACUCACUGAAGAAAACCCCACCAAGAUUAGGUAUGCCACCAAGAACAGACCUCCGCCAUCUUGCCCAGGCUGGCAAGAGGCCUCUGCAUGCCCCUUUGCUGGCAUUUGUCAAUGAGCAGAGGAGUCCUGAGUGCCAUCUGCCCGCCCCUCGAGCCGCAGGCACCAGUCAUCCCCCAUGGGACCAGGGGUGCCAGUCUGUCCGAGCUAAGCCCCAACGCCACACUCGCAGCGCUGGGGCCUCACACUCACACAACCCCCUUUCACACCAUCAGGCUUCAGGAGAGUCGACGGCAGCCACAGCAUUGGACAGCUCCCUGCCUGGCUUCCCCAUCGCUUUCCGAUCCCGUGAUGACUGUGGAACGGAACGCCUGGAUUUGGACAGGCGUGGACUGGUAGAGUGCCCCCCGGUGGUUGGUCUGGAGAAGUUGCGACUACUGAAUCUCCAGCACAACCUGCUGACCCGUGUUCACAGCCUGGAGUCGCUGAGACGUCUGGUUUUCCUGGACCUGUACGACAACCACAUCUCCGACCUCACUGGCAUCGCCUGUCUCGUGUCGCUUAGGGUACUCAUGCUGGGGAAAAACAGGAUUCAACGAAUAUGCCACCUGGAUAACCUUGCCAAACUUGAUGUCCUGGACAUGCACAAUAAUCAGAUCUCCCAGAUGGAGAACUUGUCUCACUUGUCGGAGCUGCGGGUUCUAAACUUGGCAGGGAACCGCAUUUCUAGGGUGCAGGGGCUGCAAGGUCUGGAUUCGCUGAUGGAGCUCAAUCUGAAACGGAACUCCAUCUCCUCUGUGACGGAGGUGGACCGGCUUCCAUGCCUGCAGCGCCUCUUCCUCAGCUGCAACAGCAUCAGCAGUUUUGAUGAGCUGGCCUGUCUGGGAGAGUCGUGCUCCCUGUGUGAACUGACCCUUGAUGGGAACCCUGUGGCGGAGGAGACAUGGUACAGGCAGGCUGCCCUGUGCUUAAUGCUGCAUCUGCGACUCCUGGACAUGAAACGUAUUACAGAGGAGGACAGACGUAUGGCUGGAGUAGUUGCCCGAAGAGAGGAUGAGAAGAAGAGAGAGACCCACAAACAGGCCAUUCACAAGGGUUCUGUGUGUAGUUCUCCUCAGCAAGAAAGCAGCCAAUCAGAGGUCUGCAGACUUCAGGAGAAGGUCCAGGCAGUGGAGAAGGUCCAGGAGAAACGGCGGCUGGCCAUUCGUAAUGCUGCCCAACAGUGGGAGGGGCUUAAGUCUUGUUUGGACCUGCCCACCCAAAAUGGUUCGAAGGAGGAAGUGAGCCCAGAGAAUAGCCCCACCCACAGCUCUGCACAGACCAAUGGGAUCGCUCAGGAUCCCUCUCCAGAUGAGCUCAGGCGGGUGAGCCCUAUCUUGGCUCUGGAUCGUCCAGCAGUGAUCACUGAGAACAGGUUACGCUCCAUCAGUCGUCCCAACAGCCCACGAGACCCAAGGUUACAGGAUGCGGGCAGCAGUAGCGUGCAGUCUCUGUCCCUGUCGGAGAGCCACCUGGCAGAGCUGGACGGCGAGACGCUGCGUCUGUUUGGCGCCGGCGCGCUGGAGGCCCUGGAGCGCGGCUGGGGCGUGCAGACCGCCGCCGCCGUCACCACCAUCGCAUUCCGCUACAUCAGCUUCGACGCCAUCGUCCCCACACUGCCGCGCAUCCGUGUCAAGUUUCCCAACCUCGCGCACCUUAUCUUCCUGGAGACCAACAUCAGCCGUCUGCCCCAGCUGGCCGCCCUGGCGCAGGUGCGGCGGCUGGACCAGAUCACCGUCCACCCCGAGGGCAACCCUGUGGUGGGCCUGAGCGUCUGGAGGUCCUUCCUGCUCUACCGCCUGCACCACUUCAACCUGCAGAGGCUCAAUGGCGUGGAGGUGACCAUUAAUGAUGUCAUUGCGGCGGAGCGUCUGUUUGGAACGCUUGGUCACAUCGCUGCCACGGAAACACCACACUGCCGACUGCUGCUGCUGCUGGAAGAGAGCAGGAAGCGUCAGCUGCAGUUCCUGCUGGAGGGCCGUGGGCGGCGGGUGGGUCAGAGCCCUGAGGAGCUGAGGGAGAACGGGCGGCUGCUGGGGGAGGGCCUCAGCCGGGCACUCUUCAACUACCCCAACAGAGACACCUGCAGCGAAGGACCAGAGGAGGGCGCCGCGGAGGCGCUGGCCCAGACGUACGUGCAGGGCCUGGUGCAGCGCACGGCCGAGACCAGCGCGAAGCGUGAGGCCCAGCACAAGCUGUGGCCCUCCAUGUUCGUGGAGCUGGUGAGGGACUGCGUGCUGGAGGUGCGGGGUCGAUCGGGGGGCCCACAGCAGAGCUACCCACAGGCCUGCCUCAGCAGACUCACACACAUCAGCAAGUGAAGCAGGGAGGGAGGGGAGGAAGAGGAGGACCAAGAUGUCAAGUUGGGUCAAGGAUGGAGGUUCUUAUGUCUUCCCUUGAAAUGGAGCAACAAACAGAGCCAUACUGCACACACAUGCAGGUGCACACACACACACACACACACACCGUAUACACGUGGGAACAAACACACACACACACACAAAAAUAAACAUUCACAUGGCUUCACCUUGGUCCCUAUCAGUCAGACUUUAGGAAGUGUCUUUGGUCCACUGUCACAUUCCAGUAACACUUCCCAUCACACACACACACACACACACACACACAAAUACUCCCAAACACACACACACACACAUCUAGACACUCCCACAUCUAGACACUCCCACAACACACUGGGCCAGUCCAGGGCUCACCUUCACCUCUAGCGGCGCAGCUGGCCUUGAGAUGUUGCUCGACUCGUUUCCUUGAAUGUACAGAUCACGCCGCUAUCAGUGUUAUUCACGCCUCACUUCCUGUCCAGCAGAAUACCAGGAAGGGCAGUUGCUGGGAGGGGCCGCUCCGGUCUGAUCAGCGCGAUAGCGGACCCUCAGAUACCCGCCGCUGGACGUUCCCAAUAUUCAAAGAGCCUUGACGGACAUCCUCCCUCCGAUUCAGAGUAGCCGCUCUGUUGAACUUCAAUUAUUCCCUGAGCAGGGAGAGCCAGUCCCUCCCUCCCUCCCUUCUUCUGCACCUCAUCACUCAUUCAUCCCCCUCGGACUAAAGGGGGGAGCCAGAAGAGACGGAAAAGAGAGAGAGUGAAAAAAGGUUGUUGUUUUUCUCUCUCUCUCUCUCUCUCUUUUUAGGUGUUCUAAUUGCACUUCUGUUUUUUUCCUGGACUUUUCUGUAUUUCACUUGAUAUUAAAAAAGAUGAUGACAGUGAUGAACUGA